UAAAAUUUCUAAUUGCUUUCAGUUUCAGAUAACAAACAAAACAAAGACCACGAUCAAAGAGAUGGCUCCGAUAGCGGUUGGCGAUUCGAUUCCCGACGGUUCACUCUCCUUCUUCGAUGAGAACGAUCAACUCCAGCAGGUCUCCAUCCAUUCCCUGGCCGCCGGCAAGAAGGUCAUCCUUUUCGCCGUCCCCGGUGCCUUCACCCCUACCUGCAGCAUGAAGCAUGUGCCCGGUUACAUCGAGAAAGCAGAAGAACUUAAGUCAAAGGGUGUUGAAGAAAUCUUGUGCAUCAGCGUGAAUGAUCCAUUUGUGAUGAAAGCUUGGGCAAAGACCUAUCCUGAGAACAAGGAUGUGAAGUUCCUAUCAGAUGGUUCAGGAACAUAUACUCAUGCUCUAGGGCUUGAACUCGACCUGACUGAGAAAGGGCUUGGUGUUCGCUCUCGUAGGUAUGCUCUGCUCGUUGAAGAUUUGAAGGUGAAGUCUGCAAACAUUGAAUCGGGUGGUGAGUUCACUGUUUCCAGUGCUGAUGAUAUUCUGAAGGCUCUCUGAUCUUUCCUUAGAAUGCUUUAUAUAAUAAUAAUCUUCUUCUUCUUCUCUGAUCUUUAUUAUGAAACCGGUAACUAUGUUGUGGUUCAUGUUCUAUCCAUCUUAAUUGGAAUAGUUAAAUGACUUUCAUGUUCUUGGAAUACUUAAAAAGUUCUUGAAUGAAUGGAGUGUUGAAUGUUUCUAUUGACU
Impatiens glandulifera is the source of this 736-nucleotide messenger RNA. RefSeq names its product peroxiredoxin-2B. NCBI's taxonomy places the organism in Eukaryota, Viridiplantae, Streptophyta, Magnoliopsida, Ericales, Balsaminaceae. Gene Ontology annotation, biological process: hydrogen peroxide catabolic process; cellular response to oxidative stress; cell redox homeostasis. Gene Ontology annotation, cellular component: cytoplasm. The coding region runs from base 62 to 550 and encodes 162 amino acids. The record is from RefSeq and is a predicted model, not a curated record. Gene Ontology annotation, molecular function: thioredoxin peroxidase activity. The transcript has 3 exons.